This is a messenger RNA of Anopheles funestus (African malaria mosquito), 1961 nucleotides long. RefSeq names its product tektin-4. The record is from RefSeq and is a predicted model, not a curated record. Lineage: Eukaryota; Metazoa; Arthropoda; Insecta; Diptera; Culicidae. Gene Ontology annotation, cellular component: microtubule cytoskeleton; nucleus. The transcript has 6 exons. Bases 178 to 1713 code for a protein of 511 amino acids. Gene Ontology annotation, biological process: cilium assembly; cilium movement involved in cell motility.
UCUUAUUUGGCUGGAAUAAUCAAGGAUACCGUUGUCUAGGCGCAUGCGUUGUCUUGGUAACAGUCUUUAUAGCAACAUAAUGAAUAUUUCUAGUUCAUAUUUCAACGGUCUAGGUAGGCCAUACGCGUUUUUGCUUGAUGUUAAUUAUUUGCAAUAGAAAUUUCAGUAAAGUAGAAAAUGGCUCAACUUAACUGUCCACCCUGUACGCCGUGUGCAUCCGUGUGUAUCGAACAUCAACCAAUCCAAACGGAAACUUCGGUUGAUAAUCCAUUUCAUAAGCCCAGAGAACCGUCGGCAGCGGACAUUCAUGCAUAUCAGCAAGAGCUACAAACGAGCCCGGUCGGAUUGCCUGCUAGUGACCCACCGCCGUAUCUUCCGCAACGGGUUGGAAACUCGGACGGAUAUCCUUUGGCAAAACCGAUGGGUCCGAUCGGCCCUUGGGCUACUGGUCGUGUCGAUUGGGGUGCUUUGUCCGGUCAAACCGGAACACGUCCCGUAGUCAACCAGUACUCUAUUACGCGUUACAGUGUGGACGAAUGGCGCCAGAGAAACGCGAAUAUGAUAAAUGCAUGCGACACCACCGUCGAUCAAAGCGUUCAGGUGGAAAAUGCAAGUAAAAAUACGAUCAUACGUACAUACGCCAUAGCGGACAAAACGCAAACCGAUUGCACUCAUAGUUUGCACGUGCGGGCCAAAAAUAUAGAUAACUUAAAAUGUGAACUGAAUCGAGCCAUUUCCAGCAUGCAGGAGGAAAUAGCCGCUCUCGAACGACAACGCAGACGCUUGAAGCAAUCACUAGCAGUGCUUCGUAUGCCAGAAGCAAUCGCAAACGAGUGCUUGGAACGCCGUACGGGUCGUCCGGACACGGAAUUAAUUCGCGAUCGGCCCGAAGAGGAGUUGAUACAAGAAAUUAGUUUGAUUUCGGAGAUAAAAGCGAUUUUGCUGCAAACGCUUGCUAACAUUGAGCUGCAGCAAAGCGAUAACCGAGCUGUGCGGCAGCGAAUGGAAUUUGAUUGGAGUGAGAAAAAGGUGGCCCACGAAAACGAUGCCAUUAAUUGUAACCUACGCAACCAAUCCACUAACACGUUGUUCAAGCCCGGUGCUACCAGAUGCUCUAAUGAGCAAUCAACUGAAAUCUAUUGGGAAAAAUUCACACGUGAGACGCUGGACAUGUACCAGAACUGUCGCCAUAAGUCGGAACAAUUGCGGAACACGCUGGAUGCAAUACUUACAAACGCGGCUAGGGAUCUGCGUACACAGGCCGAUAGCGUGGAGCGGGCUCUAGCUACACGUAUAUCUUGCAUGGAAGAAAUUCGAGAAAAGCUGGAGAUUGAUCUGCGAACUAUUCUGCAGCGUUUGGCAGAUACGGAAAUUCAAAUCGAAAAAUUAAAGGUGGCAAUAAGAAACAUGGAUUACUCCAUGAUGGUUGUACAAACUCGUCUGGAUAAUCGCAAUCAACGGCCAAGGGUGGAAAACUGUCGUGACCAACCGCAAAAUUUACUCACUGCCGAAGUAAAAUCACUGGAGGUGGGAACAUCAGCCAUGAACGCUCAGCUGAAACAGGAAGAGGACGUAAAGCAGGAGCUGGUUAACCGUCGCAAUGAAUUGGAACGGGAAAUCAUGCUGAAGAGGCGCACUAUCGCUAUCGAUCGUGACCGUUGCCAACUGCUGAGAUCACAUUUUCCUUCAUCCACUGCCUUGAGUGGUUACUGAAAGCUUACCAAGAGGAAGAAUCUCGAUUGCGCUGCUAGUUGGUAAUCACAUUUUAUUUAUGCAUUUCGAUAGCACCUGCGUUGCACCUAAUUGUUCACAAACAAUUCCCAUCCCAUCCACUGCACGAGUUUGAAUGCUAAAUACACUGGAAUGAGCGUUAGUGAGAUGUACACGUAAUAACUGAUAUCUUCCUCCAUUCGAAGCACAUACUGUUUGGCAUUAACACAUAAAUGCUUCUUGCUUAUAAA